CAAGUGGAGGGGGAGGGGGGGAGACGCAUUAUUGCAGCUGAAACACUUUGCACGAACCAAAGUAGCGCACUUUCCUCCCAGAAGCGCAGAAAGCAGCCAGAAGAGGAGGAACGGGAAGGAGCGACACAGAUCUCCUCCUGCACCGCACUACUUUUUCUCUCCGCCUCAUCCUUUUGAAUAUAUUUUUAUAUAAAUCGCAAGAUUUUGUUUUAGCAGCUUUAGGAACCCCAGCAGCCAAUCAGCGCUGCGGCCCGGUCAGCAUCCAGGAGGAACCCUCAGCAUCACUUCAGAGCCGGAGGCAGGAACCAAAACAAAAAUCAACCCGGAGUCAGGAUUUAAAACUGUUUUUUUGUUUCUUUUUACCAUCAUCCACCCAGCCUCACGGACUCAGCGCACAGCCUGGAUGCUCGGACCUGUAUUGCGGUACUUUUCGGUGUAAAACGCAUCGCAGGAAGAUCCGCUCUGCGCCAAAAAGAAUCCCCCCACCCCCACCCUCCUCAAAGCUCUUCACUGAUUAAAAUAAACCCUGAUUCUACCUGGACAAGUGCCUACAGAGCUGCUUUUUCUUGAUUUUUUUUUCUUUGUUGUUUUCCUCCUGUACUUCAAACCCUCCCUCUCCUUCAUCACAGCGACCCCUCCUCCUCCUCCUCCUCCUCAGCUGCCUGUGAGUCAGUUCAAACAGCUGCAGAGAAGAUGUCUGCCCCUGAUGCUGCCCCACCAGCUGCAGCUCCAGGUGCUCCAGGUGCCCCCGGUGCAGAUGGAGCCCCAGCCGGCCCACCUGCCGGCCCACCCAACACCUCCAGUAACCGCAGGCUACAGCAGACACAGGCCCAAGUAGAGGAAGUGGUGGACAUCAUGCGGGUGAAUGUGGACAAAGUUUUGGAAAGGGACCAGAAGCUUUCAGAGCUGGAUGACAGAGCGGACGCUCUGCAGGCCGGAGCCUCCCAGUUUGAAAGCUGCGCAGCCAAGCUAAAAAAUAAGUACUGGUGGAAAAACUGCAAGAUGAUGAUCAUGAUGGGGAUCAUCGGAGUCAUUGUGGUUGGAAUAAUAUUCUUGUACUUUUUCCACUGAGCUUCGCCCAUCAUCACGGAUGGAUAUGAACUUCAGUAUAACAUUAAACGGAAGAGAAAUUAUGAAAAAAAUAAAAUAAAAAAGAAUUCCAAGCUCCACUCCUCCCUUUUAUCAGCUCCUCUCGUCACUCAUCCGACCAUCCUGCACUUAAAAUGUAGCGUUUGUAGGUGUCUCUCCGCUCUCUCUGUUCCCCUCCUCGUUGCUUUCCUUCAGCGUCCGGCUCGCUCCCUCCUGCCUCUGCACCUCAUGCAUUAUUGACGGCUGCAGCUGGCAGGCCGAAAGAGGGAGGAAGUAAAAGAAAGAGGGGAGAUAGAAAGACGUGAGGCUGAGAUGUGAGAGGAGGUUGAACAGGAGUUUGCAGAAUUUCUACUUCAGAUGCGCCCAAGCUUGUUCAUAAUGAGCUUUUUCAGAGCUCCACAUUUGUACAUUGAUACUGACAUGUCUAACUGAAACACUUGUUGUCAUCACUGCUUCAAGUCAUUACUAAGAUGUUAGAUUAAGGAUCCAGUCUUAUUGUGAUCAUCUGUUCUGUUGCUGAUAGAUUUUUACCUGGUAGAAUUUAGUUUUGUUUCUAAUAAUCUAUUUAAUUUCUGCAGCAGUGACGUGAGAUGAGGAAUGCAGAAAAGGGUCAGAAACUGUGAGGAAUUUAGAAAACAAAAAAAGUGAUUCAGGAAAAUGUAGCAGAUGCAUUACAACAGCUUAAUUCGAAAAUAAGCUAAACGAAACGAAAACUAAGUUACUACUGUAACUAAUGAGUUUUUCUGUAAAUAUGCUUAAUUUGCACCUGGGUUUUUGUACCAUAUAGGGGUGUUAAGCUURAAUGGAUAAACACACAAAGCAGCUUCUGACAGACAAUCUGCUGCACGACUGACCUGGAGGAAAGACUCCAAACUCUGGUUUAGCCAGAGUCUCAGCCAUAGACAGAUGAAUGUUUAGUGCCACAUUUCAAAUACGUCAGUGAAAUUCUGUCCAAGCGUUUGCUGUUUUGAGUUGACCAGAAAGCCGGUAAAUGAGGAUUGUAGAGAGCCAUGUGUCCACCUCGCCUCCUGCUGAUUCACAGAAACAUCCGUCACUGCAGCACGACAACAACCAGAAUGAGGUGUUCGUUUCUAACCUGCAUGGCAAACAGUMUCCAUACUCGUGUGACGCGGCGUCUAUCUGCCAUUUCUAAACCUUACUGCCGAUUGUACAUUUUGUUUUGUCAAGUGGUUAAAGGACCUGUGUAAAAACGUCUUUCUGAUCGGAUACUUACUGCUUACGCAAUGCUCACGAGUUUGCCAAAAUUUAACAGAAAUCACCUGCUUUAAAAAAAUAAAACAACCUAAUUUCCAUUUAAAGACUGCAAACAGCUGCUCUCAUAGUGAACCGUCAGAAACCAUGUAGUAUUGUUAUAAUAGAACCACAUCUGUUCACAUCUGUCAGCUCAUGCUCCUGAUUAUGUGUUUAUGUAACUUUCUUCAGGUUUGAGGGGCUUUUGGUUCUAAAUGGAGCUCAUUUCUUUUUUCUUUCUUUGGACUGAUUUUGAAAGUUGUUCAAAUAAGUGCAUUUCUGCAUAACUGUAGCGCUCAGUUUAAAUGAUCUGAUGAUAUUGUGCAGCAAUGUUAUUAGAUGAUUGUUACAUGAGAUAAGGGGAUACGUUGGGUGACCUGAAAAUAAUGAUGCAACUGAAAACAUUUGCAUGUUUACCACUUUUGCUGAUGCUAAUAAAGAAGUUAUGAACCAAA
Austrofundulus limnaeus is the source of this 2795-nucleotide messenger RNA. It is a transcript of the gene vamp1b, whose product is annotated as vesicle associated membrane protein 1b. The transcript has 5 exons. The record is from RefSeq and is a predicted model, not a curated record. NCBI's taxonomy places the organism in Eukaryota, Metazoa, Chordata, Actinopteri, Cyprinodontiformes, Rivulidae. Bases 694 to 1071 code for a protein of 125 amino acids. Gene Ontology annotation, biological process: vesicle-mediated transport. Gene Ontology annotation, cellular component: membrane.